Molecule: messenger RNA, 1023 nt
Organism: Aspergillus japonicus CBS 114.51
Lineage: Eukaryota; Fungi; Ascomycota; Eurotiomycetes; Eurotiales; Aspergillaceae
Product: HCNGP domain-containing protein
Exons: 3
Coding region: 1-639 (212 amino acids)
Biological process (GO): regulation of DNA-templated transcription
Cellular component (GO): nucleus
Source: RefSeq, a predicted model, not a curated record
AUGUUGGGUCUUGCGGCCUAUGACAGCAGCAGUGAAGAUGACGCUGGUCCCAAUCCAAUUUCCUCCGAGACUAAGCAAGGAAAAGAAGGCCAUCUUGCUCAUACCCCCAAGGCAACACAAAAUUCAGAGCAUGGUUCCAUGCCAGAAUCUGACAGACCUGUUUUCGGUCCAUCGCAUGAGAGCCCUCACGAUGCACAAAAAUCCUCACCGACUGACUAUAUAACACUGUCCGCAUCUCGUACUAUAAUCCAUGACUUAACACUUCCCCCUGUCCCGAACCUAGACAUUCCUCCAUCACCUCCAAGCUCGCCCGACCCCUCCGCGGAUGCAAAGUUUGCCCAUUUCUUGUCAUUGAAGAAACAAGGUGUCCACUUCAACGAAAAGCUCUCGGGUUCUGCGUCCUUGAGAAAUCCCAGUUUGUUGAAGGCAAUGAUGAACCAUGCAGGAAUCGAUGAUCGGGCGCAAUACCAGGCUGCACUACCACCGGCCAUUUGGAACGCGCCAGAUUUACCGAGCUGGGGAUUCAUGGAAGAAAUCAGACAGGCACAACGAGACAUCCAGGGUACAAUGGAAGAGAGGAGGUCAGCACGACAACGAGAGGAGAUUGCCUUUGUGGCUGCUACAUCUUCCUUACCAUAAGACCAUCGACAUGUUUAAGAGCCCUGGGGAUAAGACUCGUAACGUGCACAACGCUUUUAAGUUGCAGCAUAUGGCAUGGAAAAUACUGGAAAGAUGGGAUUACACGGGGGAUCUAGUGGCCAUGCCCAACUUUGACCCUGUAGGAAUCUGUGUAUUUGAGAGUCUACAAAGAGAUGGGAUCGACAUUUUAAGCUACAGCCUACCCGGUCGUUGCAAUUCAGUGCCAUACGACCCACUGCUAAAUAGUGAUGCUAAUUACUGUGAAGGAUUUAUCCAUGGGAUCAAUCAAUAUAACGAUUCCUCGGGUAGGCUAUGAUGCUGUGUGGGGAAAUCUUGCGCGCCAAUACCGUACGGUUUCUGUCAGGACUCAUGCUAGAACUUAUA